UUCAAAUUUGAAAUGUCCUCAACCAACCCUUCCAGAUUCCAGAAUUACAACUUUUUAUCAACAAAUAUUUUUAUUUAAAGCGAAAAGAUCCAAAAAACUUGAAGUUUUUGAAUCCUGAACGUCUAUUUUGGAGAAGUUUUCGAUAGCCUUCUGUUACUGUGAUUUAUUUGAAAUUUUGUACGACCUAUCUUUUUGAUAGAGCAUAAUUAAAGGAAUUUGAUUCUAUACAAUAUAAACAAAGCUCUCAACUCUUUGUGCAUCCAAGAUACCUUGUGGCCGAAGGACUUUGAAGAAUUUGAUUUACGACAAUUAUUUACAGCAUCGUCUUUUCAGGGUCUGUACAGUCUUUAUAUAAAAACGGAAACAAUCCGGUUUGAUUAGCUUGGUCUGCGUCUUUGUUUACUUAUCCUAUAGAUUGAAGUAAAAAUGACAGAAACAACACCAAAAGCAGGUAUUUUUAACCAUCCUUGUCAGUUCAUUUCUUACCUCCCUAAAAGAGAGUUACUCGUAUGUUGUUCUGGUCCCUAUUUAUUGGGCUUUUCUUUGACUACUGGAGAAAAAACCUUUGAGUUUUGCUACCAAGAUGACUUACAGCAUAAAAAUAAAGAGGCAGCAGCUUACGGACAAGCAUUUCGCCAAGUUGCGUUUUCCAAAGAUGAAUCCCGUAUGGCUACCGUAAGCGAAGAUAAAUGCUUACGACUUUGGGAGAUCGAUGAGGCUGCUAAAGCUCGUUUGUGCUACGAAAAGACAAUUCCUAAACGCUGUGCAGAUAUGAAAUUUCACGAUUCUGGUGACCUUGUAUUUGGUGAUAAAUUCGGCGAUAUUUACCGUGUGAAUGAGCAGUGGUUCAAAAAUGCAUCCUCUGAAAACCAAGAAAAUACAGCUUCAGAAAAUAAAGAAGAAAAAAAGGAAUCUAAAGAAGACUGGAAAUUAGAACCUAUUAUGGGACAUGUUUCGAUUUUAACUCAGCUUUGUCUUACAAAUGACCCACGUAAGCCUGAUCAAGAAAUUAUCGUUAGCUCUGAUAGAGAUGAGCAUAUUCGAAUUUCUCGGUUCCCUUCAGCUUAUGUAAUCGAGGGAUUUUGCAUGGGCCAUGAAGACUUUGUCUCUCGUAUCUCUUUAUACGAUAACUCUACCUUAAUAUCCGGCGGAGGAGACAACCAUGUCUUUUUAUGGGAUCUGAAAACCUGCCAAUGCUUAGACGCUUUUGACGUCCGCUCAGCAUUCGCCAACUAUUUAUCUGCUGACAAGCCAAUGGUGAUUUCUUCCAUUAUUCCUAUUCCUUCCAGAAAUUUAAUAGCUUUUGCAUGUGAGGGUAUCGCUGGUCUAAUUUUCGCAAAAGUUUCUUCUGAAAAGCGUUUAGCUUAUCAUUCAGCUUUACCUCUUGCAGGACCCGUGCUUCAUGCCAUUUUCUUGCACAAAACAACGGACUAUAUCAUUGCUUCUUUAGACUCUAGUGUUACCUUCGGUCCUUGCUUCCAGACGAUCGGCUUCACAAAUGAAGGAUUUGUUCAGUGCGUAGAGAAUCCUACUUUAGAACGCAUUGAGAACGAAGGUUUAAUAAAGACAGACACAAAAUUCUGUCCUUUGGCACAGCUUCACACAAUGAGAAAAAAUCACUCAAAGUUUUUAAAAGCAGAGUCUUCCCAGCAGCCAAAAGAGUGAGUUUAAUAGUUUAUAGACAACGAGAAUCAUAUGGUUGGAUUGUUUUACGAAAUCACUAGUUUUCAUUAUAAUGUAGCAUAAACAUAGCAUAACUAGAAUGUUUGAAAACUUCUAUCUGUUAAAAGC
Messenger RNA from Schizosaccharomyces cryophilus OY26, 1791 nucleotides. RefSeq names its product tRNA (guanine-N7-)-methyltransferase subunit Trm82. The coding region runs from base 427 to 1665 and encodes 412 amino acids. Gene Ontology annotation, molecular function: tRNA (guanine(46)-N7)-methyltransferase activity; protein binding. Lineage: Eukaryota; Fungi; Ascomycota; Schizosaccharomycetes; Schizosaccharomycetales; Schizosaccharomycetaceae. Gene Ontology annotation, biological process: RNA (guanine-N7)-methylation. The transcript has 2 exons. The record is from RefSeq and is a predicted model, not a curated record. Gene Ontology annotation, cellular component: cytosol; tRNA methyltransferase complex; nucleus.